CCCCCCGCGGACGCAGCGUGUCCCUUUUUGGGGAAUUCUUCUUCUGCUUACUCUAGUGCGGGUGGGGCUGAGACAGAGAGGGAGUUCUCCAUUUCACGGCUCCUGCCUGGUCCCCUGGCAGCCUCCUGCCCCAAAUCUCCCCACUCUUUCCCCAGCACCUGUGGUCGCGUAAACAACUCCCUUGCUCCAGUCACGGCUCUGUGGCCCCAGGUGGCCAGCCCGUUCAAUCUGGUGAAACCAAUGGGGUCAGGGGGAGGGGAAAGAGAGGGAGCCCCCGGUCCUGUCAGUUCCCCCUGGGUUUCUCCCUCCCCUUCCCCCCUGCAAGCGCAGACGGCCCCAGGGGCCCUGGAUAUUUUUAGCGUUGUGACCUGGGCGGCAGCUCUAAGAGCCUUUCCCAGGAAUCGGCGUCAGCGCCUCCCUUCUCCGUGGCCGAAUCGCGGCCACACUGGCUCCCCGUCGUAGCACUCCCUGGCCCGCUUGGGUUUGGAUCCGUCUUGAGCUGGCUCCAGCGCCUUUGGAGCAGGCCCGAGCCUGGGAUAGACCGAGUCCAGAUGAGAUGGCCCGUGGAGGAUGCGGAUGUGGUCCCAAGCUGGAAACUACCCUGCCCUGGUGAUGGGUUCAGAGCAGAAUGCCAGGAAUGAGACUGAAUGAAUGGAAGUGAAUGCACAGGGCCUGGACUGGCCUGGAACUUUUGGUAUUCUGGAAAGCUCUCAGCCCUGGGAGUCAAGAGGCCUGGCCUGAAUUGGACCCACGAUCUGCCUUUCCAAUUCCUACUCAUUGGCCAGUAGGGAGAUAAGAUGGUGAGAUGUGUCAGAAGAGGGGAACAAAUAAAGAACUGUUGGAGUUCGUAGACAAGAUGGUGGUUCUCUAAAUAGCUCACCUUCACAAGCCGUGUUUUCAGGAAGGGGCUGACAUGGACCCAAAUCCUCGGGCAGCCCUGGAGCGGCAACAGCUCCGCCUUCGGGAGAGGCAGAAAUUCUUCGAGGAUAUUUUACAGCCAGAGACAGAAUUUGUCUUCCCUCUGUCCCACCUGCAUCUUGAGUCACAGAGGCCCCCCAUAGGUAGUAUCUCAUCCAUGGAAGUGAAUGUGGACACACUGGAGCAAGUAGAACUUAUUGAUCUCGGGGAUCAGGAUGGAACAGAUGUGUUCUUGCCUUGUGAAGAUCCUCCACCAACGCCCCAGACUUCUGGGGUGGAUGACCAUCUAGAGGAGCUGAGCCUGCCAUUGCCGGCGCCAGACAGGACUACAUCCCGGACCUCCUCCUUGUCUUCUGACUCUUCCACCAACCUGCAUAGUCCAAAUCCAAGUGAUGGUGGAGCAGAUACACCCUUGGCACAGUCUGAUGAGGAGGAAGAUGGGGGUGAUAGAGGAGCAGAGCCCGGAACCUGCAGCUAGCAGCGGCCCCCUGCUGCAGACUGACCAAGCUGGCUAUUCUCCAAGUGGGACCCUAGGCCCAGCCAGAGCUCUUCAGGAGAAGACCAGACACUACGCUUACAGUCAGCACCAAAAGGAGGGGAGGAUGGUGGGAUAGUGUACCUCUCUGAGCGUUAACCCUCUCCUGCUUUUCUGCUAACCUUUUCCUGCUGCAACCCUUUCACCAGUUUUUGGCUUACUUCUGAGGUAGGACUUUUAAAUGGGGAGUUGGAAGAUGAGGAAGGACAAGAUGCUAUUGCUUUUCUUAGCACUCCUCCCUCCCUCCCUCAAAUCAUCCUGUAGUUUUCCAGUAGAGCCUCCUAAACUAGUGUCUCUAAGUGGACGUGAACUCCUUAGCACCCCAUAUGAGAUGGAACGCCAGUUAUCCUGCCUCCUUAUAUCCUUUUUGGAACAAGACACAGUAUAAAUAAUAAACAAAUAAUAUACCAAC
Ictidomys tridecemlineatus (thirteen-lined ground squirrel) is the source of this 1865-nucleotide messenger RNA. NCBI's taxonomy places the organism in Eukaryota, Metazoa, Chordata, Mammalia, Rodentia, Sciuridae. The record is from RefSeq and is a predicted model, not a curated record.